AAACCGGAAAGACCCCGGAAGACCGGCUUGACCCUAAAUAAGAAACAUAAGCCUCUCCCUCCGGUUCAAAUCAAAGGGGAGUUGUUUUCCAGUCUUGGACCUUCUUAUUUUUUCCCCCCUUUAAGAAAAAGACAUCCCUAAGGGAUUCCUCUUCUUCCUCAAUCCAUAUUCUCUUCUUUUUCCGUAUCCUCCCUUUCUAGGGACUGAGUCGGGUCCCGUUCGGAUGGAGCCGGAAGUCGACCCCCAAGAUGAGAAACCGCACCGGAAAAGUACGCCGAGAAGACCUUCCCAAGUCACACGAGAAGACGUCGACGGUCCGGCGGGUGCUUCGUUCAAGCCGCUCUGCCCGGCCAAACCCUCGCCCAGUUUCCUGGAACUCCCUUCCACUCCCUGGAGACCCAGCCAGGGUCUGUCCUAUGCCCAGGCAAUCCGGCUCGGGAAAGGAAAGAAGCAUUUCUCGCCGGACCACCAACCCCAGGAAUGCUUUGGCCUGCUGGAGUGCAUGCACAACAACCUGCAGACCCAGACCCAAAUUGCUCAGGCGCAGCUUUCCCUCCUGGAGGACAUGCGCGAGUCCAUGAACGUCCUCCUGGCCCGGCAGGAGAAGAAGAACGCCCAGACCGGGCGCCCGGCAGAGCCUCCCCCCAAAGGUUCGGCCUCCUCUCCCGACCCCGGGAGCUAGCGAUGGCCGCCUCCGCCCCGCUCCGAAGCCACUCCGGAUCAGCCCCCGGUCCCCUCUCCCUUACACUGCCGCAAUGUACAGUCUCCCUUAUAUGAGCAUCGCCCCCAAAUAAAUGCAGUU
This is a messenger RNA of Anolis sagrei ordinatus, 802 nucleotides long. It is a transcript of the gene TSACC, whose product is annotated as TSSK6 activating cochaperone. Gene Ontology annotation, molecular function: protein-folding chaperone binding. Gene Ontology annotation, cellular component: cytoplasm. The record is from RefSeq and is a predicted model, not a curated record. NCBI's taxonomy places the organism in Eukaryota, Metazoa, Chordata, Lepidosauria, Squamata, Anolidae.